UCAAGCCGCUCAGCUCAGAAUGAGGGUGCAUCGCGGGAUCUGCGCCAAGCUGCAGAGCGGCUUCCUCAGACGAUGGUGGGCGGCCGUCGCGUGCGGUGUCCUGCUGAUAAUCCUGGCCGCCGUCCUGGCGGUCCUGUUCCCGAAUCUCAUUAACCUGGUCCUGGACAGUGAGCUCACGUUACGAGAUGGCGGCCGCACGUACAAGUUCUGGCAGAAGCCGCCGGUGGUGCCGCGUAUGCAAGUUUACAUCUACAACGUGACGAACGCCGACGAGUUCCUGAACAACGGCGAGAAACCGGCGCUGCAAGAGCUGGGCCCGUACGUUUACGAGCAGAACUGGGAGAAGGUGGAUGUCAAAUUCAACGAUAAUGGGACCGUCACCUACAAAGUCAAGAAGACAUUCCAGUUCAACUCGGAGCUGUCAUCCGGUUCCGAGGACGAUCUGGUGGUCGUGCCAAACGUUCCUAUGCUCUCGGCUACCAGCCAAUCGAAGCACGCCGCCCGUUUCCUGCGACUGGCGAUGGCGUCCAUCAUGGACAUCCUGAAGAUCAAGCCGUUCGUCGAGGUGUCGGUCGGCCAGCUGCUCUGGGGUUACGAGGACCCUCUGCUCAAGUUGGCCAAGGACGUCGUGCCCAAGGAGCAAAAGCUGCCGUACGAUCAGUUUGGCCUGCUCUACGGCAAGAAUUCGACCGGGUCGGAUCUGUACACGAUAUUCACGGGCGCCUCCGACAUCACCAAAUUCGGGUUGCUGGACAGGUGGAACGGCAAGAACGCCCUGGGCCACUGGACCACGCCGGAAUGCGACUCCGUCAUGGGGACCGACGGCAGCAUAUUCCCACCUCACAUCUCGAAGCACACCGUGCUCAAGGUCUUCGACAAGGACCUCUGCCGGACGUUGCCGCUGGUCUAUCAGCGCGACGUGAUAGCCGCCGGCGGGAUCCCUGGCUACAGAUUCUCGCCGCCCCUGGACGUCUUCACCUCGGUGGAGAAUAUGCCGUCGCAGAAGUGCUAUUGCCCGGCUGGACCGCCGUGCGCCCCGGAAGGCACCUUCAACGUCUCCCUGUGCCAGUACGAUUCGCCGGUCCUCCUCACUUUCCCGCACUUCUACCUUGCCGAUCCGGCCUUACGGGAGGCUGUGACGGGCAUAUCGCCGCCGGAAGCUGAAAAGCAUCAGCUCUACAUCGACGUGCAACCGAUAAUGGGGACGGCUAUGAAGGCGCGAGCGAGGGUGCAAAUAAAUCUCGCGGUCAGCCAGGUGCGUGACAUCAAGCAAGUCGCUUCGUUCCCGGAUAUCGUCUUUCCCAUUAUGUGGUUCGAGGACUGCGUGGACGAGCUACCCGCGGAGAUGCGUUCCCUGCUGAAGCUGGCGGUGGAGCUGCCGCCGGUGGCACACGCCGCGGUGUCCGGCGCCCUGGCGGUGAUCGGCGCGAUCGUCCUGCUCGGCGCCCUCAUGUGCCUGGCGCGCGCCGCCAAGCGCCAGGAGAAGCUGCACCUGAGCAACCCGCUGCCGGCAAACGCGACGAGCACCAAGAACGGCCAGCUGAACCCGGCCUUCAGCAAGUAGGGGGGUCCCCGGUCCCGCUCGCUUAAGUGAUGGAAUCGACGAGACGAGUGCGCGCGAGUGCUCAGAGGUCCUGCCCUCCCCGCGAGGGUAAAUUCGCCCCUCUCGCGCGAGGACUUGUACGAUAAUCUUAUAUCUAUAGAUAUUUUAUAGAGAGGGCGAUGCGGGCAUGUGCUUUAUAUCUCGAUUAGGAUUUCCACGUUCAAAUCUCGCAGAAGAGGAGGAAGAGGCUCUCCGUCCGACGCGACGCGACAUUUUAUCGGGUAUCAGGCGGACACAGCCGAUAACGGUUUUAGAUUAAUUUAUGCUUACGUGUGUUUCUUCUCGGGAUGGUAUUUUUUUUUUCGUCAGACGGCGCUUGUGGUCGCGCGAGUACAAAUUAAUUAAUCGCGAGCAACGGUCGGCGACGGAUUCGGAAUCCGCGUGGAGCAGAGAGUCGUUUCGACGUUGUUUUUCUUUUUCAUUGCUCAAUGUAUGAAAGGAGUUGACGCUAAAAAUUUGCGCGUCGGGGGGUAUUUCCGAAAAAUGCCUCGGAAUUAUUUGCAAAUUUUAAAGUCAACAUCUCGACGAAAACAUAUUCGAAAGUAUCUCCGUCACGGCUUUUUAAUCUCGACUGUUGACUUCUCAACGGAGAAAUCGCUCGGAAAAUAAAAUCUCACUAUCUUAUAUUUACUCGAUAUAUUAUUACUGCAAAAAAAAAAUAACAUUAAAGUAGUCGCGCGACAAUAUUUUUCCUGCGAUACCGCGCGGAAAUGGCAAAAUUGGAUAGCAAAUCGUUGUUCCGAGGAACUCGGCGAUUGAAAUUUACGGUUACGCAACGUCGUACGUUUUACCAAAACAAUUAAUAUUAAUAAUGCGAACUGCUCCUUGCUCCACGCAAUCGAAUCGAUUCUCAAGGGUCGCCAUUUUAAUCGCGCGCGAAGCAAUUAUCGCGGCGAAUGUUGAUGUAAGGAUCAAAAAUAAAAUAAAAAUUGAAAUUCUGUCCAUGACGCUCCAUCUCGAGGUCAAGCUUCGUACACGACUUCAAUUUGGAUUGCACGAACGUGUUCGCAACGAGUGGUUUGUGUAACCGGGACGCAGCAACAGCGGAACGAACAGAAAUCUCUUUUUCUGUACAUAGAAUCUGGCCGUCGUUGUCGUCUACCGAUUUGUAAUUACCAAGAAUGUACUAUUUCUCGUUAUUCGUUUGUACAUGUAUUAUUAUUAUUAUUAUAUUACUAGACGUAGAUUGUAAUUAGAUUUAUAAUAAAUGAAUUUACUUUUGUAUGAUAAAAAUCAAAAGAUACCAAACGAAUAGCGCGCGCGCGCGCGCGCGGGCGAGAAAUCUGGUUAUUGGUGUCAGCGUAAUCGUUAUGUAGUUGUAUAUUGUAUUCUUAUUGUAAUUCGUAUAUAUAAUUGUAUUCUUUUUCAAUUUUACUAACUCUCAAAAAUUGUGCGUGUAAAAUUCUACAAGACGGAGUAUUGUAAUUAACUUGUUGCAAAAGAUUUAUCAAUUUUUCCCAAUCAAGUUUCGUAUUGAAUUGAAAUUCAUAAAAACUUAAGUGCCUUGAAAGAAGAAUGGAAUUUUCUACUUGUCUUGUGAGAGUAGUUCCGGUAGUUUCGCUUCGAUUUUGCUAAGAUUCUGCUUCCUACUCUAUUUCGACAAAUACGACGACGAAUCUUUUGUAACAACUUGAUAUUUUUAAUUUUAAUUUUGAUUUUAAAUUACAAAUAUAAUGUAAGAAAGAGAAAGAGAGAGAAAGGAAUAGGAACUCUCAACUUUUACUUAUUGCUCACGCCUUAUUCUCUUACGUAUCUCUUCUCUUUCGUUCUAAGAAUUUCCAAGUAUUUUUGAAUUCUUUUCCUUCGCCCUUUCUCCUGCAACGGGAGGAACGGGGGAAGACUGGGGACUCGUUCGAGAAACUGAACGCAGGAGAAAAGAGAAAAAUAUAUAUGAGAUAGAAUAUUAA
Molecule: messenger RNA, 3510 nt
Organism: Monomorium pharaonis (pharaoh ant)
Lineage: Eukaryota; Metazoa; Arthropoda; Insecta; Hymenoptera; Formicidae
Gene: emp
Product: scavenger receptor class B member 1
Exons: 6
Coding region: 20-1564 (514 amino acids)
Cellular component (GO): membrane; cytoplasm
Molecular function (GO): scavenger receptor activity
Source: RefSeq, a predicted model, not a curated record